Molecule: messenger RNA, 2479 nt
Organism: Amphiprion ocellaris (clown anemonefish)
Lineage: Eukaryota; Metazoa; Chordata; Actinopteri; Pomacentridae
Product: P2Y purinoceptor 1
Exons: 2
Coding region: 212-1180 (322 amino acids)
Biological process (GO): G protein-coupled receptor signaling pathway
Cellular component (GO): membrane
Molecular function (GO): neuropeptide receptor activity
Source: RefSeq, a predicted model, not a curated record
ACUAUGCCUCUAUGGGGUUUUCCACUCAGACCACAUGACUUUUCACAUCCUGACAUCUAGUGGACUGAAUAAUCUGUUGAAGAACCUGAGGCCUCGCAGUGGCUUCAUAACCUCAGUAAUACGGUGAACACCAGCACCGAGAGGAGCAAACCUUACUAACAGCAGUUCAGAAGACAGCAGAAUACCAAUUUUAUGAUUUUCAAGAUACAGAAUGAAGAACUGCUCAUGUCCAUAUAUCAGCUUUGACUUUAAAAGCAGAUUUCUGCCUCCAGUCUUCAUCUUGGUGUUCAUCAUCGGACUGGCAACUAAUGGAUGGGGACUGAAGUCGUUGCUGCACAAGUGGAAGAAACUGGGGAUUGUCAAUGUCUUUGUUCUUAAUCUUGGACUUGCAGAUAUUUUGUAUCUGCUCACACUCCCAUUUCUGAUGGUGUACUACUUCAGGAAAGGUGAAUGGAUCUUUGGAGAUGCGUUCUGCAAGAUAACAAGAUUCUGCUUCAACCUGAAUUUGUACGGCAGCAUCGGCUUCCUCACCUGUAUAAGUGUGUACAGGUACCUGGCUAUUGUCCAUCCACUGAGAGUGAUGGGAAGAUUAACUGUCACCCACUCUGUGACUAUCUCAGUCAUGGUUUGGCUGUUGGUGAGUGUUCAGAGUCUUCCAGACAUGUUCUAUGUUAAAACAACGAACAAAAACAACACCGAGAACUGUUUUGACACCACCUCAAAAGACUACGUUGAGGAUUAUCUGAGAUACAGUCUUGGAUGGACACUCACUGGAUUUCUAAUCCCCCUCCUCAUCACACUGGGCUGCUAUGGACACGUGAUUGUUGUUCUCUGUCACACAAACACCACAGACAAGGUACUGAAACAAAGAUGCUUGAAGUUGUUGUUCAUCUUGAUUCUUCUUUUCUCUGUAUGUUACAUCCCCUUCCAUGUACUGAAGAACCUCAACCUCUGGUCAAGAGUUCUGUCCAAACAGUGUAUAUGCCAUGAAUGGUCUAAUGGAGUCUACAUCGCUCAGCAGAUAAGUCGAGGCCUUGUGUGUCUGAACAGUGCUCUCAACCCUCUGGUUUACCUCCAUGUAAAUGAAGAUAUUUGUGCUCAGCUCAGACAGCUGCGAGAGCGAGCUCGUCAGGGUGUUACAUGGCUACCAGUCACCCCUAGUGAAGAUCCUCCGACGUAAAUUUAAAAUGUGUGUUUGAAAUGGAGCAGCUGCAUCAUCAUUGGACUGGGUCAAGAUUUUGACCUAACCUUGUCGCAUUGCUGUUGACAUGCUCAAAAAGGCUCAUGUCAUGUUAAAAUAAUGUACUUAAACAAAAGUAAUGGACCAUGUGUCAUGUUUGUGCAUGAAAUUUCAGGUGUGACCUGAAAUGUUGUAAAAGGAGAAGUUGGUGGUGUGAACGCGUGUAGAUAAACAGGAUGCAAACGCUAUGAGAUUUCCUGACUGCCACAGAUCUAUAUCAACUGCAGUUACAGGUAUGUAUACAGCAGAGGAAGCUGAGAGACCACAAGCAAAGAGCAACUGAGUACUUUCGAACAUGCACAGUUGUAUACUGACACCUUUCAUUUUCCUGGUCCCUCAGGAGCAGACCUGCAAAGCAGUGCUGCUUGUGGCAUUUAAUGAUUUCUCAUGAUAAAGUUGUAAAAAAUACAAAAAAAAAAAUCCCUGAACACCCAACACUGAGUCCACUGAUUCCAUUUUGUAUCAUACCUGCUAACUUACGUCUUAGCAACUGGUAAUCACACUGUGAAAAGAUGCCUCAUGAGUAAAAGAAGGUUUUGAAGAUAGAUUUCAGGGGGACACAAGGAAUACAUCCCCCUCACUAUUUAGAACAUAUUAGUCCCUCCCAAAUGAAAAUAUUUAAAAAGUAAGAACUUCAUGUUGAAAAAUUCUUCAGUGUUUACUCACUGAUGCAACAAUAUCUCCAACAGAGACAGUUCUUUUUUCUUAACCAUACUGAUUUCAGACAUGUGUGAUAUAUUUUGAAAGUGCUGAAAGUUUUGAACAUAAGCAGAAAUCUUGCUGAAAUGCAUUUUUUUCAGAUAGGACACUGUGUCAGAUUUAACUGUUUAUUUCAGAAUGACAUACAUUUGUGUCUGACUCUGCUCAAGUGAUGCUCUGAAGCCAAAAUAACAACAAAAACAGUACAAACAAAAAAACAGCAUUCACAACAAAAACAAAGGAUUCAUAUUAUAGAAAAUCCCUGUUUGUUUGUUUUUUUUUUAGAAUAUAAGUAUGUCUCCCCUUGUGUGUCUCACAAAAUAUGAGAGACAACCAUCCCCUUCUUUCCUUGCUUGCUGCAUAGACUUGAAUGUUUGUCUCAGAACAAGCUGUUCAAGUUGGCAGGUUGUUGUGAUGUCACAACAUGACAGGCACCGCCCCCAGCUGGCUCCUCCUCCUGCUCUGGGAUCCUCUCUGCCUCUCACUGAACAGAGGAGAGUGUGCUCCCAUAUCCAUUCUUCCAUUCUAUGAAGCUGGCGA